Clonostachys rhizophaga is the source of this 1263-nucleotide messenger RNA. The record is from the annotation of a GenBank genome assembly. Lineage: Eukaryota; Fungi; Ascomycota; Sordariomycetes; Hypocreales; Bionectriaceae.
AUGCUCUGUCUUCAAUACCUCGCGCCCAUCGCUUUUGGCCUUUUCAGUCUUGCUUCGGCAGCUGAUAAUUCGUCUACGACCGUGCCAAUCCCGCCAAGCCUUGAUCCGUGGUACACUGCACCUCAAGGCUGGAAAUGCAAGCCAGCUGGCACACCUCUGAGGGUAAGGCCUGCCCCAGGUAAUAUUUCGGCCGUAGUGAAUGGCGCUGCGAGUGCGUACAAUGUCAUGUAUCGCACCUCAAACAGCCAUUACGAACCUUCCUGGGCCGUGACGACGCUCUUAGUUCCACAGACGCCAAACCCGAAAGCCCUGCUCAGUUAUCAGAUUGCAUAUGACACCCACUAUCUUGACGACAGCCCUAGCUACACCAUCUACACUGGCCUUACUACUGACGCGAUGGCUUGGGAGUUAAUCCUCGCAUCCGGCCUGUUCAUCAAUUUGCCAGACUACGAAGGUCCGACCUGUAGCUUUGGGGCUGGCAUUACCUCCGGGCUCGCCACCAUCGACUCCAUCCGCGCACUCCUCAGCCUCAGCGACGAGCUCGGCCUUGCUGCUGACGCACAAUAUGCCAUGUGGGGUUACUCGGGAGGUGCCCUGGCCUCACAAUGGGCGGCAGAGUUGCAAGAAGCCUAUGCGCCGGAGAUGAACUUCGCUGGCAUGGCCAUCGGUGGUGUCCCAAUCAACGCGACGAGUGUUAUCCGCGACCUUUCGGGCACGCCGCCGGCUGGGCUGGCAUUCUCGGCCAUCUGGGGGCUCACAAGCCAGUACCCCGGCUCCUGGGACGAGUUGCUCAAGCGUAUGAAGACGGAGGGUCCGAUGAACGUCACCGGAUGGACCGAGGCCGUCAAGAAAUCAGUCACAGAGACUGCCGCCAUCUUUGCGAACCAAGACCUCUCAGAGUACUUUACGAACGGGUUCGACUUUCUCUCCGAGACGCUUUUCUCGACGAUCUUCUACAGGGACGGCACGCUGGGUCAUUCUGGCACGCCCAAGAUGCCCGUCUACGCGUACAAGGCUAUUCAAGAUGAGAUUAACCCGAUUGCAGAGCUGGACGAGGUUAUUGAUCAGUACUGCCUCGACGGGGCUAAUAUACUGUAUGAGCGGAACACCAUUGGUGACCAUGCGGCAGAAGGGCUGAACGGGGCCUAUCCUGCACUCUUUUGGCUCCAGAGUGUAUUCGCAGGCACGUACGGUUCUACGUAUAACACUACUGGCUGUACAAUUAGGAAUGUUACCACCAGCUACUCGGACUUUAGUGCCUAA